AUGUAUCGUUUCGUUUUGUUGCCAGAUUUGGUUGUACUCGAAAUUAUGUCGUAUUUAACACCUAUGGAAAACUUAUAUUCAUUUUUCGAUGUUGACGAUAAACUUCGUUGUAACAAUUUACUUCGUGAACGUCGAUAUUCAGUUGAUAUUCCUCAUAUAUCAAUGUUUAUGAAAUCAAAUAUAUUUCGUUAUUUGUGUGCUAAUGUCCUUCCACAUAUAUCAUGUCAUACGGAAUCAUUAAAGAUAAGCGUUGAUUUUGUUGGUAGUCGUAUUGUUUACGACCUGCCGUCUACUAUUUUCUCCAAUAUAAGUUCGUUACAUUUACAUUCAUUACAGGUAGAAGUUCUCGAAAUAUGGGCGUGGUCUUCGACUUCAUCGUCUCUAUUUCAAGGUGUUCCUCAAUCACUUAUGCAUUGUUGGUGUCUUUUGACUUCUUUAACAACAUCAGGAAUAUAUCUUUCACGUAUAUUACCCUUUUUACCAAAACUUCGUGUAGUAACUAUAUACGGUGGUAUUAACCAAUUAACUGCUUUGGCUACAUAUCGAUCGUCUACACUCAUUCAACUAAAUGUUUUGAGCUGGAUUGAUGCUAGUGUCGAUAUUUUAGAUGAAACCUACUUUCCAAAUCUUCAAUUCUUAUCAAUAAAUCUCUACCAACAAACAACUACUGGUGAAAUUAUACGUAUAGAACGAACGAUAGAACAAAGUUUUGCUCAUUUGCCAAAUUUAAUCAGUCUUCAUUAUUAUAGUUUAAUGACUAAUUAUGAUUUCACUCAAACUAUCAAACCAAAUCGAUACUCAUGUUUUUUUAAUGUUCAUAUAGAAAAAACACGAAUAAUUAUUUGGAAGUAA
Molecule: messenger RNA, 852 nt
Organism: Rotaria sp. Silwood2
Lineage: Eukaryota; Metazoa; Rotifera; Eurotatoria; Philodinida; Philodinidae
Source: the annotation of a GenBank genome assembly